Candidozyma pseudohaemuli is the source of this 840-nucleotide messenger RNA. It is a transcript of the gene WOR4, whose product is annotated as Wor4p. Gene Ontology annotation, biological process: regulation of DNA-templated transcription. Bases 1 to 840 code for a protein of 279 amino acids. The record is from RefSeq and is a predicted model, not a curated record. The transcript has a single exon. NCBI's taxonomy places the organism in Eukaryota, Fungi, Ascomycota, Pichiomycetes, Serinales, Metschnikowiaceae.
AUGACCCACUCGCCCAGCCCAAAGGCCCUGAUACCCCUGAUCCUCAACAAACCCUCCCUGCCGCCCGUGCUACCCCUACCCUCGCUCCACCACCAGCCCAACCAGCCCCACGACCGCCUACCGGGCCCCCACACCCUCCAGCCCAUGCACCCCCAGUACCACUAUGUUCUUCCACACCAGGUGCCUCGAGGCGCCCUGAUGCCCGAAGUGCCCGUGCCCCAGGAAUUCGCCUACUACCAGGCGCCCCAGCCCCAGGGCUACAUGGUUCCUGCUCCAGUUGUUCCGAUGCUGGCGCCGGUGCCUUAUCCUGUGUACCCUGUGAUGAACAACCAGUCCACCCAGCAUUCCCAGCAUCACCAGCAUCCACACACAAAUCCUCCUACCCAGCAUCCACACACGAACCCACCCCCUCCACAAAAACACCGCCGUUUCCGCAGACGCUACUACCAGAUUGUCCGCAAGUACAAGUGCACGUAUCCAGGCUGCACCAAGCGCUACGGCCUGUUGAACCACCUCAACACACACAUUGUCACAAAGAAGCACGGCCUGCGCAAGUCCAAGGCGGACUUUAAGGAUGUGGAUUUGGACGAGAAGGAAAAGACGCCGACACCGCCGCUGGCGCCUCUGCUGCUGGCUCUGGUUCCGGAACCGGCGCCGGAACCGGCACCCCAGGUUCCCCAGGGACUGCUUCCUACGCCGCCGGUUUGUUCGCUGACGGUUUCGGAAAACACUGAAAAGAAGGAGGAGCCUGAAAGCAAGACGUUGCCUCGCAUCCUGGAUAUCCUUGACGGGCCCGUGAAGCUCCCGCUGCUUCCGUCGGUGGUUGGCUACCAAAAGUGA